Tetrahymena thermophila SB210 is the source of this 1983-nucleotide messenger RNA. RefSeq lists its product as hypothetical. The record is from RefSeq and is a predicted model, not a curated record. The transcript has 5 exons. Lineage: Eukaryota; Ciliophora; Oligohymenophorea; Hymenostomatida; Tetrahymenidae.
AUGGCUGUUAUACCUCCAAGAUCUCAGAAUUUUAUUGAUUAUAUUUAUAUUGAUGAUCAUGAUGGAAGUUACUCAAGAUUAAUUAAGCGCCCUAAUCAAUUAAGCUUUAAUUCUAGUUAAAAAGAGUUCAUUUCUCAUGAUAUGCAACCUUUCGACUUUGCUAAACAGUAUAAUAAAAUUGUUGAUAAUUGCAGUACAACCAAAGAACCAAAUAUCAACAACGAAAUAUACAAAUUUUAGCCAAGGACUAUUCAUCCAGAUAAACUAAAGAUUCCUAAAUAUUUUUUGACUAUGAAAAGCAGAUCAAAUGGUAGAGCCUAAAGACUGUAUAGCACUCCUUUUGAUGUUAAAGGAGGUGAAUAAAAAGAGUAAAAUUAUAUGGUAGAAAAUAAGAUAUUGGAAUAAAAUAAAGAUGUUAAUCAGAAAUAAUUAUCAAAGUAAAUGUAAAUUAAAUAAAGAUAGUCAAUUUAAGAAGAUGAAUUUGUAGUUAACUAUACAAAAUUAUUUAUCAACACACAAAAUAAGCUUCUGUUUGAUAAAUAAAAUUAAAUUAGAUUUAGCAGUCUUGGGAAGCAGAGGCAAGAUUGUAUGAAAAUUUAUGAUGAAUUAAAAAGAGAACAGUAAUAAAUUUGGGUUGAUAAAAUAGAACGCAAAGCUGCAAAUAAAUAAUCUGGGUAAAAUAAAAAAGGAAUUGGAUAAUAUUUUUCUGGGAGCAGUACUGAAAAUUUAGCUAAUCUUGAAAACAGUUUAAACACUCCAUCUCCAACUUAAAAUAAAACUAAUUACCAAACAUUUAUCAACAAUAAGACUUAAUCUAAUUCUAUGAGCAAUAUACCAAACACAAAUAGUUCUAAGAGCAUGACUAAUCUUCAAAAAAUUAUGGCUCAAUUGACUACUCCAAAAAGAGAUUUCUUUUUUACAAGCAAUAUCAACUUUUCAUAGAAAAAAGAUAAAUUUGUAAAUAAGAUUUUGCAUAAUGUGUCUUCACUUAAAUCUUUAGACGAAGAUUCAAUCAUCAAAAGUGCUUCGAAAUAAAUACAAAGCAACCUAAAAUAAAAGAAAAUUAACUUCGCCCAUCAUAGAAGCAAAUCAGUAAUUGUUGACAGGCAUAGCAGGCAAUAAAGUAUAAGUUAGAAUUAUUACACUCCUCUUUAUUAAAGAAAAGAGUUCGAAACAUUUUCUUAAUCUCUUGGUAAUUAUUCGAAUAAUGAGCUUAUUUUUUAGUCUCCUCCAAACUUUUCAAGCUUAAAAAGCACCAAAAUCCCUAAACUUAAAACUAAUAGCAGUUCUGAAGCCUUAAACAGUAAUUAUACAAAGUAGUAUGGUAAAAUAAAUAAUUUAAACUACUCUCAAGAUGAAGAUGAAUUUUCUUAUAGCUAUGCAAAUAAUAAGAAUCAAUUUUAAAGCAUUUAAUAUUCAACGCCAUCUUUGCUUGACUCAUCCAAAGACACAGCAGAAGAUUAUGACAAUAAAAUAAUAAAUAAUAUGAAAUAGAUAAUUAAAAAGUUAAAUACAUCUCAGUAAGAUGAAGCUAUUCAAAUUAAAUAAAAUUCUGAUGAUAUUUAAGAAAAUUAAUCUCCUGAAAACAAUACUGGACUUAAAUAGGAAAACUCUAUAAGUAUUAAAUAAUUUGACAGACACAAAGCUAUUUUUAAUUUUUUGACGAAGAAAAAAUUACCGCAGUAAGAUAUUAAAACAGAGCCUUGCUAGCAUAGCCCAUUAGUUAAAUAAUAGUAAUAUUUCACGUUUAACAACCACAUACCUAAAAAUUAAGCUCAAAUUAAUUCAAAAAUCAUUGAGAAGUUGAAUAAUUUUUAAAAAUCUGUGUAAGAUAACUAAGCCUUUUUUUAAGACACAAGAGGUUUAAACAUCAAAAAACAAAAAUCUCCUACUGUUAAAUUUGGAUUAUCUUAAGAAGCUUAGAAAAAAAUAAAUGAAUAUCAAAUUAGAGCAAAGUAAUAAUUUAGAACUAUUAAAAUAUGA